AUGGACAGGCCACAACCCCAGCCCUUCCCCUUGGCUCCCGUGGCGGCGUCCAUUCUCGCCGAACGAGAAACGGAGCGCAGGAACCAUCUCCGCCAACUGGGGUAUUUCAAAACAUCGUGUUCUGAAAUAGACGAUUACGUCCUCCUGGGUGGCCUGGAGAGAGGACACGUUGUGGGCUUGAGCGCGGAAGAAGAGUCCUUUGGGAUAGCUCGGGCGCUGGUCAUCACGCCCAAGCCGGCUGGCGUCAUUCUGCGGUCGCUGAGGGACGGUAUCGCGGCCGAGCUGGCCCGCGAGGGCGUCGUCGCCAAGGAGGACGUUGAGCGCCGCGCGAGGACGAGCCUGGACUGCGUCAUGCUGUCGUGCGUCUUCGACAUGGACGGCCUGUGGGAGGUCCUGGCCGAGCUGGACGGGAAGGGCGGCCGGGCCUCGGGUCGAGGGCCGUCGCCGCCCGUUUCCGAGAUUCAGGACAGCGAGGACGAGGGGCCCUCGCCGCCCGACGCCGGCGCGGAGUCGCCGUCGCCCCCUUCUGUCGUCCUCGUCACGCACUUCUCGAGCCUCCUCACGUCGCUCUUCGCCCGGCGCGCCGGGCCGGCCGCCCACGCGAACCUGUCCCUGCUCUCGUCGCGCCUGCGCCACCUCUCGCGCAGCCUGCCCUCGAGCCCGCUCAUCCUCAUCCUCAACUCGACCACCUCGUCUGCCCACUCCCAUGGGCCGGAGCCGAGCAGGCACCGCCCUUAUCCGGCUGCCGCCGGCAGCAAACCCCUUGAUCCCUCGCUCCGGUCGAUAUUCAACCCCCCGCCGCUCCCUAUACCCGGCUACGUGCCUACCUCGUCCAGGCGCAACAAGCCUUCGUUUGGGCUGGUCUUUACGCAGUUGCUCGACCUGCACCUCCUGGCUUCUCGGAUCCCCAGGACGGCGGAAGAUGCAGAGGUCGCACUGGGGAGUACCGCGCUAGAGGCGAGGUUUGUAACCGUGGUGGAAGUGCUGUUGGACGAGAUGGGCCUGUGGACGGGGAGGACGGGGAGGAGGCCGAAUAGGGAGCAGAGAUGGGCUGCAGUGCAGGUCGACGGCGGGAGAGUCGUGGAUGCGUUUGAGAAGCAGGAGAUGGCCGCUGUGACGGAGAUUCGUACGUCCGGGGGGUUUGGGGGACGAAGGCCAUAG
Messenger RNA from Metarhizium acridum CQMa 102, 1161 nucleotides. NCBI's taxonomy places the organism in Eukaryota, Fungi, Ascomycota, Sordariomycetes, Hypocreales, Clavicipitaceae. The record is from RefSeq and is a predicted model, not a curated record.